Molecule: messenger RNA, 1628 nt
Organism: Halichondria panicea
Lineage: Eukaryota; Metazoa; Porifera; Demospongiae; Suberitida; Halichondriidae
Exons: 1
Coding region: 71-1366 (431 amino acids)
Source: RefSeq, a predicted model, not a curated record
UAACUCCAUAUACAGUAUCAGCCUCUCUAUUUCAAGUUAAGUCAGUGGUAGAGUUUCAAUAGUGAAUAUUAUGGAGUCAAAUGUUGCCUACAAUGUUUUUCAUGCCAACAACAGACAAGGAAAAGCCAUUGCAUUACAGGAAAACACUGCUUACGAUAUCAACGAGAUUUCUUCAGAUGAAAUAAAUUCCUCCCAAGAUAAUGUCUACAGUCUCAUUGAGAACAAUGGGAGAGAAACACUCGCAUCGAAAAAUAACACAGCCUAUGGAAAAAUGUGUACAACAAAAACCAAUUCUACCUCCAACGUUCUGAGCAAUGCAAAGGAAAAAGGGCACCGCUUAGCUAAAAACAAAUGCACUAAAAAGUGGUUUGCAUUUCUUGCUGUCAUAGCUUUUGUUCUGUCUCUGUUAAUAGCUGUGGCAGCACUAGUGUACAGUAAUGUAGAGUUGAAGAACCAGAUGAUCAGUACCAAAGAGUUGAAGAACCAGAUGAGCAGUAGCAAUAAGCAAAUGCAGUUCAUGACCGAGCAACUGCAGGGCAUUCUUGAAAAACUUUAUCUUGGAACAAUCAACAACCCAGCAAGUUCUUGCAGUGACAUCCCUCAAGACCGACCAUCUGGAGAAUACUGGAUUGCCACUAACACCACUAGCUCUCCUGUUCAGGUCUACUGUGACAUGAAUCGAACAAGCUGUAGCUGCAACACUACAGGAGGAUGGAUGAGGGUAUCCAACCUUGACAUGACCGAUCCCAACCAAAACUGCCCAGAGGGAUUGAGACUGGUAACCAGGACAGAACCACCACUGCGUACUUGUGGCCGAGUGGAAGGACCAGCAGGAUGUACUUCCACUACCUAUUCAACUUAUGGGAUGGAGUAUUCGAAAGUUUGUGGUCGAAUCAUUGCAUAUCAAAGUGGCAGUCCAGAUGGUUUCACUCAUGACAAAUCUUUAUCAAUUGAUGGUGUUUACGUUAAUGGUGUGAGCCUAACCCAUGGACAGUCGCCUCGUCAGCAUAUCUGGACAUUUGCUAACGCACUUCACGAACAUAGCUCUAUUAACGAAGCGGUAUGUCCCUGCACAAGACCUGACCUCCCCUACGCUGGAACUGUACCUCACUUCAUUGGUCAAGAUUACUUCUGUGAGACUGGAAGCCGACAGCGCUUUAGGCUUAUUUUCUACCCUGAUGAUCCACUCUGGGACGGUCAGGGAUGCGGUGGUACCAGUACUUGCUGUGAGUUCAACAAUCCACCGUGGUUCUGCAAGCAACUCCCUCAACCAACUACAGACGAUAUCGAGUUGAGGCUUUGUGGAAAUGAGGUCAUUAGCAAUGAAGACACACCCAUUGAGAUAGUUGAGAUGUACGUUCGUUGAAUAUCACGCUUAAAACAAUUAUUCAUAGACACUAUAGUUGGACGAGACAUAGGCAUUAAUGUGUGUAUGAAUCAAAUUAGCUUCUAGGAUCGAUGGCCACCUUCAGUAUAAUUAUAUGACAAGUUACCAUAAUUAGUUUUAUACGUACACUAUGUGCAUGUACAUGUAGCACAAUAAUUAUGUUAACGUUCUUUUUCUGUUAGCAAUGGAGUCAUGAUUGACAAGCUAUUGAGUGCAGACACUAUAAUUAUAUUGGCAUUGU